Messenger RNA from Hydractinia symbiolongicarpus, 3411 nucleotides. Its product is annotated as tenascin-N-like. Lineage: Eukaryota; Metazoa; Cnidaria; Hydrozoa; Anthoathecata; Hydractiniidae. Gene Ontology annotation, molecular function: protein binding. The record is from RefSeq and is a predicted model, not a curated record. The transcript has 10 exons. Bases 440 to 2860 code for a protein of 806 amino acids.
AUGAAGUGCAAACUACUUUUUAGAUUCUUAUCAGCAAGAGCAGGCACAGCUCACUGGAUUGGUACAUACAGCAAUACGUAUCGAUGGAAUAGACUUAAAAUGGAAUGCAUACCCUGGUGCACGUGGCUACGAACUGAAAUACUACACCUUUCCACAAUCAGCCAAAGCAGAGAAUAAAACAAUUCCCCUUGGAACGUCUUUUACUUUGAGUGGUUUAAAAUCGGGAACAGCUUAUUAUGUUUUUGUAAGAGCAAUUUUGUCUAAUGAACAAAAAGGAGAAUGGAGUACAGCAAAGUAUUUUGUCACAAGGGGUUCAAAACCAGUACUAAAAGUGAGAGUAACAAAUAUUAAACGCCAUGAAGCAACUGUUGAGAUUACGCAUGACCCAACCCAAGAAUACGAUGAAUUUAUUAUUGUUCUUAAGCCAGAAAACGGAAAAAUGAUAGAAGUAAAAACACAGUUAAAAUCAUACACAUUUAAAGAUCUUCUUGAAAACACUGGAUAUUCUGUGCAUGUCAUUGGAAGAAAAGACAAUAAACCAAGUACAGUUACACAAUCAGGAUUUCGAACAAGUUACAAACUUUCAGUGGUACAAGAACUUAGAAAUGAUGAACCGAAAUACGACUCAGUUGUUAUCCAUUGGAAUGAACUACCUGAUUCAACACUUGUUAAAAAUUAUAUUCUCCAGUAUUCAGAAGUAGAAUCUACUUUACUAACCAAGACAGUUACAAAACCACCAACAAAUAUAUCUGGACUAACUCCAGAAAGAAGUUAUAGUUACCGAGUUCGCGCCGUGGGUACAACAGAAUCUACAAUAAGUCCAUGGUCAGAAACCAAAUUCUUUAGGACUCCGAAAGAAAUAAUUGAUAAACCGACGAAUUUUACAGUCCUUGAGCAGAAAAAUGAUGCUGCAACAUUAACAUGGUCGCCGCCAUCACAACAAAGUCAAACUAAAAAUUAUAUUAUUAAAUAUUAUCAAGCAGGAUUCCCUCAACAGGCUCAAUAUAAACAAGCUGGAAAAGAACUUCUGCACACACUAACACAACUUGAAUCAGGGUCAGAAUAUUUUGCGCAAGUGCAGGCUGUUUCAUAUCAUGGUACUGUCAGUGGAUAUUCAACAGCAACAUCAAUUGUAACAACCGGUCCAAAACCAGUGGCAUCGCAACUAGUGAUAACAGAAAUCUCUACAAACUCAGCAAAAGUUUCUUGGACGUUUAAAUCAAAUCAAAAUCAUGAUCAACUACAAAUUAUUUUAAACAACGUUCCCAGAACUCCAAUAAGAACGAUACCAAUAUUGAAUUACAACGAUACCAGUUAUAUACUAUCUGACUUAACUAGCAACACACCAUACAUUGUCCAAGUGCAGACCUUAAAAGGCGGGUCUAAAUCAAGCGAUGUUAUUUUUGGCUUUAGGACAAGUUUAGACACAGGCAAAUUUACAACCAAAAUAACAAAUAUAGAAAAAGGUGUACAAAUCUUUGAUGAAGCAAAAGUAACAUUUGAAAAAAUAUCAGGAACAACAGUGACACUUUAUCAAGUCCGAGCGCAGUUUCAACAACAGGUAAACAGAAGACCAAUUAUCAAAAACGUGACAGCUGAUCUAGCAACGACAAGCACUACGAUAACAUAUAAACUACCUUUAAUAUCUGGAUAUGGGUUUACUAUAGCAGUAAGACCAAUCUUUCCUGAAAAUACAGUUGGCCAGUAUUCAAUAGAAGAAGCUAUUUCAAUUCCAUAUGGCAGACCUCCAACAGAUAUUGAAAUUAGAGAUAUAACUGACAAAAGUGCUACAAUCUCAUGGCCUAACCCAUAUCAAGGAGAACAAAUACAGCAUAAAUACCGUAUAGCAUACAUCAACUUAGAUGAUUCUACAGACACUCAAAACUUUUUAGUAUCGAAAAAUUUCCACACGUUCGAUAAAUUCAGAGCAGAUAAUAGAUACAGGGUUUAUGUAAGCACUAAAUUAGAUUCUGACGAUUACAAUGGCACUGUGGUUACAAAAGCAUUUCGAGCUGGUAGAGAACAACCACCAGCACCAUUGUUUACAAAGGUUAUACCAACUAACGACUAUGCUGUCUUGUCAUGGCAACGUAUUCCAAGGCGUGAUGAUAUCAAAUCAUACGAUAUUAGAGUAAGUUGGGCAGAUACCAAAAAAACGCCAUUUCACUAUCAGACUAAAUCAUUGGUUGACUUCUACAAAUUUACAGAGCUACCUGGUAAUACAACCUUUUUUGCGCAAGUCAGAGCUGUUUCAAUAGAUCCAAGUGAAAAUGGAAAAGGUCGAUGGUCUGUUCCUGUGCCAUUUAAAAUUCUCGGAUAUUCUGCAACUAUACCUAAUCCAGAAAGAGUGGAAAUAACAAGUGUAUCAGGAAGAUAUAUAAUCUUGGAAUGGGCUCCAGUACCCAGACAAGACAUCCUUUAUUAUGAAAUCGAAGCUAAAGAAGUCAGUAACAACAUAAUCCUUACAGAAAAAUCAUUUAAAACUCCACUUACAGUAACAAACUUAAAGCCUGAAACGACUUACACAUUAAAAAUUCGAACAGUGGCAUUGUAUGAGCGAUUAAGUGAAUGGAAAACGCUUGAGAAAUUUACUACUACAAAAGCCGAAGAGAAAUCAUUACUGACAAAUUCUCAACUUGCUGGUAUAGUAGUAGCUGUACUAAUCUUGAUAGUAAUAGUUGCAAUUGCGUUUUUAAUUUACCGAAGAAAAUCAAAAAGUAGUUUUGAUAGAUUUGAUGGAAACGUGAGAUUUUCAAAAAGUAACGGUCAUUCAAACGGCACACCGCAUGAUAAUCCCAUUCAUGAGAUGGAUGAUCCUGCUGCCACUGCAAUCAAGACAGGAAACAAACUGUAUACUUAAGUUUCCAAUACAUAACGCAUGAGACUUCCGUAGCAGUAAUGUUGGUCAAAAUGUUAGUCUCAGUCAAUAUAAAGCAGAUAAAAACUGUGUACGCUAGAUGUUUUUAUGAUAUGAAGAAAUAUUAUUUAUUAGUAAUAAGUACAAGGUCAGCAUUUAAAAUCACUUCUUCUAUCGCAUAUAUGGCAAAAUCUACCUUUAGUACUACAAAAAGCAUGAAUUUAGGCAAUUUAAGCUCUUGCAGUAAUUAUAGAUUGUAAAAAGUAUGAUACGAUAUUGAUAAAUAUUUUAACUUUUAAAUACGUUUCAGGUGGUGGCAAAUGUUUUUUACUUCUUGUAUAAAUAGUAAUAUUAUUUUCAUUUUUAUAAAUAAUUUCUACAAAAUCAGUUGUUUUAGCAUAUAUGCGUUGUCGAUGCAAGUUUGUCCAUCAGGGAAAAACCUUAAACUUAGCACCAACAUGUGCGUAACUGUGAUUAGUCACUAGAAAUGUGUUGACCUUUUUGAAAAAUACGUAUCCAUGAAAUAGUCAAACUUUCUUUUACCUUAUUCAUAC